GUAGGGAAUUGGAGUCACGUGGGAGAGGAAGGGGGCGUGUUUUUUAUCACGCAGCAAUGGCGGCGGCAACCGCCACGAAGGUGCAGGAAGUGAGGGACAUCACGAGAAUUGAACGCAUCGGCGCUCACUCUCACAUCCGUGGACUGGGCCUCGACGAUGCAUUGGAACCACGGCAGGUGUCCCAGGGGAUGGUGGGGCAGGUGGCCGCGCGCCGCGCUGCGGGAAUCAUCCUGGAGAUGAUCAGGGACGGCAAGAUCGCCGGCAGGGCCGUGCUCAUCGCGGGCCAGCCCGGCACCGGCAAGACUGCCAUCGCCAUGGGCAUGGCUCAAGCACUUGGGGCUGACACUCCCUUCACUGCGAUCGCCGGCAGCGAAAUCUUCUCCCUGGAGAUGAGCAAAACGGAGGCGCUGACCCAAGCGUUCAGGAGGUCCAUCGGAGUGCGCAUCAAGGAGGAGACUGAGAUCAUAGAGGGAGAGGUGGUAGAGAUUCAGAUCGAUAGACCAGCUACUGGCACGGGGGCGAAGGUGGGGAAGCUGACGCUGAAGACAACCGAGAUGGAGACGAUUUACGACCUCGGCAACAAGAUGAUCGAGUCGCUGACGCGGGAGAAGGUUCAGGCCGGCGAUGUCAUCACCAUUGACAAAGCGACCGGGAAAAUCAGCAAGCUGGGCCGCUCGUUCACCCGUGCCCGUGACUACGACGCCAUGGGAGCGCAGACGCGCUUCGUGCAGUGCCCCGAGGGGGAGCUGCAGAAGCGCAAGGAGGUGGUGCACACGGUGUCCCUGCAUGAGGUGGAUGUCAUCAACUCGCGCACGCAGGGCUUCCUUGCGCUCUUCUCCGGAGACACGGGUGAGAUAAAGAGCGAGGUGCGGGAGCAGAUCAACAGCAAAGUGGCAGAGUGGAGGGAGGAGGGGAAGGCGGACAUCAUCCCCGGGGUGCUGUUUAUAGACGAGGUACACAUGCUGGACAUGGAGUGCUUCUCGUUCCUGAACCGAGCCCUGGAGAGCGACAUGGCUCCCGUGCUCAUCAUGGCCACGAACCGCGGCAUCACCAGGAUCCGGGGCACGAGCUAUCAGAGCCCGCACGGGCUGCCGAUUGACCUGCUCGACCGGCUGCUCAUCAUCUCCACCACGCCGUACAGCGAGCGUGAGACUCAGCAGAUCCUCUCCAUCCGCUGCGAGGAGGAGGACGUGGAGAUGCAUGACGACGCCCUCACCGUGCUCACGAAGAUUGGGAUGGAGACGUCGCUCCGCUACGCCAUCCAGCUCAUCACGGCCGCCAGCCUCGUGUGUCGCAAGCGCAAGGGAACGGAGGUGCAGGUGGAGGACAUCAAACGAGUCUACUCCCUCUUCCUGGACGAGGCGCGGUCCACGCAGUACAUGAAGGAGUACCAGGAUGCCUUCAUGUUCAAUGAUAUACGCCCCGAGGUGACGAUGGACACGUCUUAAACGAGGCAGCGGACGCGAGAGAGGGCGAGAGAGGAGGGAGGGGGGGGAGGCGGGACGACGACAACCGGACCCGGACGACGGAGCUUGAUUCCACGAAGCGUGCGUUGUGCGCUCUGCGUGCGUGUGCGUAUACGCAGGGUGCUUCAAAGCUAAACAAAACUAAACGUUCAUAACGCUUCUGAGAAUUUGCGACAACCCCACGAGAGAAAUGUCCCCCUGCGGGUUACCGGACGACCUGUGGGGGAGGAGGGGGGGGGCGGGAUUCCAGGCAUGCGUUGACGACGAAUGGCAAACGAGCGGGAGACUUUCACUUUUUUUUUUUAAGCUGUUAACGUUACAUUUGUUAUUCUUGGUUCUUUCGGUAAAGUCACGUAGAAGGGAAACAAUAAUAUAUUUUUAUUAUUUUCUUGUUUCCCUUCUACGUGACUUUACCGAAAGAACCAAGAAUAUGAAUCCCUGCAGCAGUCACGAAAGCUUUAAAUAAAAAGUUAGAUUUGUUAUCGCGUUACGGUGUAGUAUUAUACGUUCUUUCCUCCCCCCCCCCCCCCGAU
Petromyzon marinus (sea lamprey) is the source of this 1999-nucleotide messenger RNA. It is a transcript of the gene RUVBL2, whose product is annotated as RuvB like AAA ATPase 2. Gene Ontology annotation, molecular function: ATP binding; ATP-dependent activity, acting on DNA; ATP hydrolysis activity. Lineage: Eukaryota; Metazoa; Chordata; Hyperoartia; Petromyzontiformes; Petromyzontidae. The record is from RefSeq and is a predicted model, not a curated record.